Molecule: messenger RNA, 792 nt
Organism: Camellia sinensis
Lineage: Eukaryota; Viridiplantae; Streptophyta; Magnoliopsida; Ericales; Theaceae
Source: RefSeq, a predicted model, not a curated record
AUGCAACCUCCACCUGGUUCCUCUAUACCGCCCUCCAAAGUCUAUAAACUUCGCCGUGCUUUGUAUGGUUUGAAACAAGCUCCUCGUGCCUGGUUCGCCAAGUUUAGCUCCACCAUUCAUGAUUUUGGAUUCUCCUCUAGUGCCUAUGAUUCUGCCCUUUUUAUUCGUAAGACAGAGUGUGGUACUAUUCUUCUUUUUCUCUAUGUGGAUGAUAUGAUCAUCACUGGCGAUGACACAGUGGGUAUCUCUAGUCUCAAACAGUUUCUCAGUCGCCAAUUUGAGAUGAAGGAUUUGGGUCUUCUCAGCUAUUUUCUCAACUUGGAAAUCUCUCAUGAUCCGUCUAGUUACUUUCUCUCCCAAGCCAAGUAUACUUCUGAUCUCUUGGCUCAUGCUAGUCUUACUGAUUGCAAGACUGCCUCUACUCCCGUUGAUCGUCAGACUCGUCUCACACCUCUUGAUGGUCACCUGUUGUUUGAUUCUACUUUGUAUCGUCAACUAGUUGGCAGUCUUGUCUAUCUCACGGUUACUCAUCCAGACAUUGCUUAUGCUGUUGACAUUGUUAGUCAAUUCGUGGCUGCUCCUCGCUCUCCGCAUUAUGAUGCUCUAGUUCACAUUUUACGAUAUCUCAAAGGCACUAUGUUUCAUGGUCUUCACUACUCCGCUCAUUCUUCCCUACAGUUACAUGCAUUUUCUGAUGCUGAUUGGGCAGGGGACCCUACUGAUCGUCGUUCUACUACAAGAUUCAAUUUCUUCUUGGGUGACUUUCUCAUUGCCUGGUGUAGCAAGAAAUAA